AUGGACGCCUCGACAGGGUCCUGUGGUAGCGACGCUGUGGGCCCACAUCGCUCCCGCAUGCAACGGUGUACUGUUCAGCAACGCACCAGUCGCUAUGGCUACAGUCAAGGCGAGCAACACCUCCGCAAAGGUGCUGCCAUGGUCGUCGAAUGCCAUACAGGUUCGUUCAUUGCUGCCACGCGACCGAGUCAAAGAGACAUUUCAGACGAUGCUCAAGAGCGGAACGGAUGCGAAGUUUUCCCCAUUUUGCUGAAAUGGCUUGGAGCGGCGUUUAGGCGGCGCAAGACGAGACAGUCGAGCAGAAACCGUGCACAGGCGCAGAUUUUUGUUUGUUUGAUUUCUUCUCAACGAUCUUCCCGGUCGUCCCAGCAUGUGCCACUGUGA
Molecule: messenger RNA, 384 nt
Organism: Pseudozyma hubeiensis SY62
Lineage: Eukaryota; Fungi; Basidiomycota; Ustilaginomycetes; Ustilaginales; Ustilaginaceae
Product: WD repeat-containing protein
Exons: 1
Coding region: 1-384 (127 amino acids)
Source: RefSeq, a predicted model, not a curated record